AUGGCGGCCUUCGGCGAGGCCUUCGGCGAGGCCUUCGGCGAGGCCUUCGGCGAGGCCUUCGGCGGCCACGGCUACGGCCCGUCGCCGCCGCGGCGCGAGGCGUCGGCGCUGCGCGAGCCCGUCGUUGCGGGGCCUCAAAGCAUGCUGCCCCUCGCGCUGCACGGCGGCGAGGCGCUUGCGGCCCAGGUGCGGGCCGGCUCCCCGGGGCCGCAGGGCGCGGGGCUCCCGGGGCCCUCUGGCGGGGAGGCGCUCGCGGUGCGGAUGCGGGCCGAGAUGCAGGAGCUGCACCGGAGCGCGCUGGACUCGCUGGACUGGUCGAACAAGAUGCACGACCUGGCGCUGCAGCGCCUCGACCUCCGCGUCACGGAGAAGGACGAGAGGCAGGAGCGGCUGGACGAGUCGUUCGCGCAGGCGCUGCGCGGCCUGUCCGUGGAGGUCACUAGACAGCUCGGCUCGGGCGGGGACCUCGAGCGGCGCCUGGAUCAGCUGCGCCAACAGCUGGAGGACCAGCUGCAGCCCCGCGUCGGCCGGCUGGAGCUCGCCCUGCGGGAGCUCGCGCCAGAGGCGGCGGCCGCCGCCCUGCAGCGCCUGCAGGCCCGCGCCGACGAGGCGGAGCGGCGCCAGCGCUCCGCGGACGCGGCGCGCGGCGCGCUGGAGCGGAGGAUCGACGAGGUGGCGGCCGCCGUCGAGUCGCUGCUCGCCAGAUCCCGCGCCCUCGGCGCGGCCGGCGCCGGGGCCGGGGCCGAGGCGCCAGCUCGGGCGAGCGGGCCAGAGGGGGCGAACGAGGCCAGGGGCUUCUCCGCGCUGGUGGAGGAGGUGUGUUCCGAGGUGGUCGCGCAUGAUCGGCACCAGGGCGGCGGGCUGGGUCUCGCGGAGCUCGGCCAGGGCCGCGACCAUCUUCGAACCUCCCUGGGGGAGCCAAGCGGGACGCUGGACGGCGAACUGGAGCGGAUGCGCGCGCGGGUGCUCAGCCUGGAGCAGAGACAUGACCACCUGGCGCAGAGCCUUUGCAGGGCCGCCCCGCCCACGGACGAGCAGGCGGCGGUGGAGCGCCUGGAACGCGAGGUGCGGGACAGGCGGGAGGCUCUUGCGGAUCUCGCGGCCAGCACCAGGGCCGCUCUCUCAGAGGUGAGAGCUGAACUCAGCGCCGGGCUGCAGGAGGCUGCCCAGAGGCUCCGGAGUUCCGAGGGGCGCCUCGAUGCCCAGGAGCGGCGCUGGCAGGAGCUGGGCACCGCUGAGGAGCGGCUCGGGGAGCUGGCGCGGAGCUCGGGGCAGCUGCUGGGGGCGCUGCGCUCCGAGCUGAGCGAGCGCGCGCGGGCGCCUGGUGGGGGCGGGGAGCCCUGCCCCCCCCCGCAGCGGCUCGCAAGGUCGAGGCUUCGCGUGAGCCCCCCGCGCGCAGCAGCGUGCUCGCGCCGGGCGCCGCCCCCGAUGCCGAGGCCUUGGGGCGUGGGCUGCCCGAGGGCGGGGCGCGGGCAGCGGCCGAGGCGGCGGCGCCCGCCGAGGAGCCAGAGCGGCUCCUCGCCCGCGCCGUCACCCGGAGCUUGCCGCCGAACCAUCGCGCGCGUGGCGCGCAGCCGAGGACCCGCCGCAGGCGCAGAGCCCUCCCAGGUGGACCCCGCUGCGCCGGUGGCGCGGCCCGCCGCGGGCGGCGAGCCCGGCGGGGCCGGCGCGGAGGGCGGCCAGCGCGGUGCGGCGGGCCGCUUCGCGGCGCUGCCGGUGCCGCCUGGCGCCGCCGCGCGGGGGCUCCCUGAGGAGUUCUCCCUGGCCACGCCGCUGAGCCCCUCGGGCGCUGCCACCCGCGCCGCCGCCGCCAGCCCGGGCGCUCCGAGCAGCGCGCCCUCUCUCCUGAGCCCCGCCGCGUGGCUCGCCGGUCUAAGGGGGAGCCCACCGGCGGCCGACGCCCGCGGCUCCAGCGUCAGCCCGGGCGCGGCCAGCCCCGGGCACCACAAGGUAGGUCAAACCGUCGUGCCCCACGCCACCGUGAUCACCGAUGGCGUGCCAGAUCUGACGCCAAAUACUGCGAUUCUGACGAGCGGGAUCGAGGCACCAUUCCCGACCUCUCAGGUUGAUGGCAUCGAUCGCUGGCAAGUGGUCCGGCUUAAUCAGAAGAGGGAAGCGCCCGACUUGGAGAACCUUCAAAAUCGCGAACAGUUCGGCCCUCGCGACACUCUGUCGAUGGCCUGGCAAGGGGCCGACGGCCUGUCCCAUGAGAACGCCGCCGAGGGGGCGGAGCACUGGAGCCUGGCCCUCGAUGGGACGCAAGUAAGCGGCGAGAAGGCCUUUAUCGCGCGGUACGGCUGCGUCUUCCGGGAGGGCACUCGGCACCGCCGCCUAUACUGCCCGACGGGUGUCGACUCGGCGCAGCUCCUCGUGCCGGCCGCGUUCGGGGUGGGCGUGCUCACGGGGCCCGGGGGUGUUCGGCGUCCACCUCGAGCAGGGGGUUUGCGCGCUGUGUUCGUUGUCGGGUGCGGUGGACGUCGGGCGACCAGCUGCCGGAAGCUCGUUUCGAUGGCGGCCAUCGUUCUCGGGCUGGGCCGCCAGGUCAGCCUGUGCUACCAGCCGGACCCGCCUCCGGCACCAUCCCCCCUUUGGCACGAGCGGAUCCUUUGGCACGAGCGGAUUCUCUUCGAGCCAGCGGCCGAGAAGGCGAUGCAGGGUUGUACGGGGAGUCGCUCGCCAAGGGGGGCGCAGUGUGGUCGGUGGCGAGGGCUGCCCGCCUCGCCGGAAGACGGGGGCGUCUACCCGGAGGAGCCGGCGGCCCCGCCGUUGGAGGGCAUCGCGUACUACGACGAGGGGGUGCCCCACCGUCGGCAUCCGGUACGUCCCGUCCUGUGGGUCAUCGGGUCGUCCGCCGACGGCGACCCAGAGGCCGAGAAGGAGUACAGCCACGUGCCGGGUGACGUCACGGUCGGACUGUGCUACUACUGGCUCGUCAAACGUGGCGCCGAGCUCCUGAUGGUGCAGGGGGUACUGUGCCAGGACACGGGCGUGAUCGGGCUGCUCAGGGACCAGGAGACGGACGCGUGGGUCAUCCCAGCGGAGUGGAGCAUCCACGAACACUCCGUGAUCUCCAAGGUUUUCGACCUCGCCGUCAAACUCCACCACCUCAAUAAGCGCGUCGCCGAGGCCGCCCUCGACCGCAUCGCUGUCCUGAAGGAGUGCAAGAAUCCGCUCAAGGAGGAGAUCCGCUUGCGGAAGCCUUAA
Molecule: messenger RNA, 3204 nt
Organism: Prorocentrum cordatum
Lineage: Eukaryota; Dinophyceae; Prorocentrales; Prorocentraceae
Source: the annotation of a GenBank genome assembly